AAUGGUAUUCGGGGAAGUGUUAAAGGACCUCGUAAUCUGUUCCUUUUAUCCAGAUCGGCAACACUGCCAUUACUAAAGAAAACAAACGAUGAUUUUUAUGCUCUCUUUACCAACAAUCAUCAUCAUCAACGAUUUCACACUGAUCACUGUUGUCCGAGUCGAGCGCAUAAAAAAACAAAAAAAAGUCCUUCCCAAACGUGAGAGGGAAAUUUAUUCAAACUGUCAAAAGCUUAGAUGGUGUGCGUGAGAUCGUCCCUUCACUGCGGUUCGGUUUGUUUAGGCGUCCUCCGGUUUCAUUUAUUUUGAUUCCAUUUUUAUACCCAUGUUCUAUUGUCCGCGGUUUUCUACCGUCGUUCAGCCGGUAAUGUCCGUUUCUUUUAGCGAGUAGUUUGUUAGUUUCCUUAGGAAUUGAAAGUGUGCCAAUUAUAUAGUAUUUAGUGUGGUGAAGUGCAAAAUGUCCAGGGCGGAUAAUUACCUUGCCCUGUGCCUGUUGGAUGCACUGGAUGACCAAAAUUUGGAAUCGGUGCGAGUUCUGCUGGAGAAGCACAAGGCCAACCCGAAUGCCAUUGUAUUGGAAAAGAAUGUAGCCCCGGUGCACCUGGUGCAGGGUGCAGAAAACGAACGGUUUGCCGAACAGGCGACCAGUUUGAUGCUUCAGUACGGGGCGGAUCCAAACUUACGCUCGGAUGAGGAAGGUAUGACCCCGUUGCACGUUGCGGCCAAUUUGGGACGGCCACGGUUGGUCGAGAUGCUGCUCAAAGCCGGAGCAGAUAUGGACCUAGAGGAUGCCGAGAAUAAGAUUGCGGUCGAAUAUGCGAUCGAGGAAGGUCACUUCGAGGUGGUGAAGGUGAUGCAGAACUUCGUUUUCGAGAAAAAGUUUGAGGCCAAGAGGCACGAGCUGGUUCAGAAGGAGCAGCAGAAUGGCAACUCUAGUGGAGGGAUGGUCAAAUGUUUCGGUGGUUACUUAAGACUCGACACACCAACCAAGAGAUGCAAACUGUUGGAUGAGUCCAAAUUGACGCCGAAUCGAGUGCAUUACAAUUUCGACGCAACAUCGCCUUAUUACAUUAAUAUUACUCAUCGUAGAAAAACUAGUCCUAAACGGAAGAAAGAUGAUUUCAAUAAAGCAAUCGUACAAUUGCAAGAAACUAUCGAUGGUACCAAGCUUAGUGAUGACGAAGAUAUUGUAAUUGCUCGUAAGAAUCUCUUUGAACUAACUGAGAAAAACUUGGAAAACUUCAGUCAAAAUAUGUCGGGUUCAACGCGAAGAAGUCGAACCUCAUACAUCGAAUGCUGGAGGGAUAAAAUAGCUGCCCUACGCGAUCGCUACAAGUUGAGCACCAACAUCGAGGAUAUCGAGAGAAUUUUGUCUGGUUUCUCCGACAGCACAAUUGAAGACGACAUCGAUAAGCAAACCUAUACUAUCCACGAGUUUGAUGAUCAAUUCCCUCCCUGCUCGAACGAACUGAACAAUUCCAAUCCCACCCUGGACCAAGAGCAGACGAAUGUCACAUUCCAAACGGCCAUCGAACAGCCGUUAAAGCUAGAAGAUAGUCUGCGAACAAACGAGUUUGCCCUCGCUCUUUGUCCCUCACCUGAACCGUCAGUCCAAUCGGAGAAACCCUUCUGCGAGGCGCACAACCGGCUCGUUCAAAUCACGGAAGAAUACGUCCACACGGACGACGAAGCUGGAGUGGUGUUCUACGAGAAAAAGUUCAUUGCGGCCGCUGCAAAGCAACAGGUAAAAAGCGGCCAUCGAAACGCGUCGCUGUCCAGUCAGUCUACUGCCCUCACCUUGCCGCCCCUGGAUUACGAUACGGAUGUGCUGAGAGCCGAACUCACCAACUUUGGCGAGCCGCCCGGGCCCAUUACGAAGCACACGAAAAAGCUGUACCUUAAAAAGUUGGUUAAAUACAAGCGAGAUCCAGAGCGGGCCCUGGCUCAAGUCAAAGGGAAAUUGAAUUUCUCGGUUGAGCUUCUUGCCACCAUUCGCAGUGAAGAUGUGUUCAGCAAAAUACUCCAACAGCAAGCCCUCGAAACGGAAAUGUCCAGCGAGUUCGUCACGACCAACGAUAAGACGUGGCGCGAAGGUCACCUGAAGAAAAGCUUCAUCUACCUUCUGAUCGAUCCGCGAGUAUCGGAAAACCUGCCAGCCCAGCAAACGUUAUAUCAGCAGCACGAUCUCUGGAAACGCUUCCUGCAGUCCAUUUUCUAUGUGGGCAAGGGCAAAAGCAGUCGACCUUAUUGCCAUCUGUACGAUGCCAUGAAGUUGUACCAGCAAAAAUCCAGUUCCUCCAAUGCGUUGCAACCGCCGAGCGAGGUGCUGGAACUGCAGGUAGAAGAAGAGCAGAUCAUCUUCCAGAGUGAGGAACGCAUCGAGAAGGUUUGUCGCACCACCAAGAUCCUGAACCGGAAACAGAUGAACGACAGUGCCAAGCUGAACAAGAUCAUCGACAUUUGGCGCGCACAGCGAGGCGUCAUUUGCUUGCACGUUUUUCACAAUAUAAUGCCGGCCGAGGCCUUCACCCGGGAGGCAGCGAUAAUCGAUGCGCUGGGUAUUCAAAAUCUGACCAAUCUGAAGCGGGGCGAUUACUACGGCAAAGCACUGUCAUGGCCCAUGAAGCGACGGAAACAGCUUGGAAUAUUGCUGCUGUACAAGGCGCUGCUGAUCUAUUUGGCCGAAGGCGAGACGCAGCUGCUGCCGAGUGACUUAAUUUGAUAGAGGUGAUUGGUUUUUGCAAGGAGUGGGAAAGAUCUCAGUAGCGAAGAAAGUGUCUCUAAUUUGCCGUUUGAUAUAUUUUUAUGAAAAACUUACAAAUUGUGAUCAAUAAAUAUGUUUUAUGUAUUGUUGGCUAAACUU
This is a messenger RNA of Aedes aegypti (yellow fever mosquito), 2860 nucleotides long. RefSeq lists its product as uncharacterized. The transcript is spliced from 2 exons. Lineage: Eukaryota; Metazoa; Arthropoda; Insecta; Diptera; Culicidae. Gene Ontology annotation, molecular function: endonuclease activity; protein binding. The coding region runs from base 455 to 2719 and encodes 754 amino acids. The record is from RefSeq and is a predicted model, not a curated record.